AGAAAUCAAUCCCACAAGGCCACAACACUCAAUAAAAUCCCAAUUCUCAAAACCAAAACCAAAACCAAAACCAAAACCAAAACCAAAUUCAAUUUACCCAAAAAAAAAUAUAAAAGUCACUUAAACCUUAAGGCAAGCUCCACUUAAACCGGACCUCGAAAAAGGAAAAAAAAAUCACCUAAAUUUCUCCAAUCAAAUUCUCUCGGAUCUACUCUUUCUCAAAAUCUCUCUUAUUUUUACCCUUUUUUAGAUUGCAUCUUGGAGAAAAAAAUAAAAAACCAAUCAAACAUUAUCAACAACAAUUUUCCAACAUGCCCAAUUAGUCAAAAUUCCAAAUUUCAUUUCUGUCUUAAUUUAAUUUUUUCACCCAAAAAAAAUAAAAAACACCCAUCUAAUUUAUUGUAGAAAGAGAGAGAGAAUUUUUUUCAAAAAAAAUGAGGAAGGCAGCGGUGGGUGCGACGGUUAUAUGUGCGGCGGCGGUGUGUGCGGCGGCGGCAGUGGUGGUGCGUCAAAGGAUGAAAAGUUCAAGUAAGUGGGCUCGUGCAAUGGCUAUACUUAAGGAGCUUGAUGAAAAGUGUGAGACACCUUUGGGUAAAUUAAGACAAGUGGCAGAUGCUAUGACAGUUGAGAUGCAUGCUGGACUUGCAUCAGAGGGUGGUUCUAAGCUUAAGAUGUUAAUCAGCUAUGUUGAUAAUCUUCCUACUGGGGAUGAACAUGGAUUAUUCUAUGCAUUAGACCUUGGUGGCACCAACUUUCGAGUACUACGAGUGAAAUUGGGUGGCAAAGAAAAAGGUGUUGUUCAACAAGAAUUUGACGAAGUGUCAAUUCCACCCGAGUUGAUGGUUGGGACGUCGGAAGAACUGUUUGAUUACAUAGCUGCUGCACUUGCUAAAUUUGUCGCAACGGAAGGUGAAGGUCUUCAUCCUGAACCAAAUAGACAGAGAGAGCUGGGAUUUACCUUCUCUUUCCCAGUUAAACAGACAUCAAUUGCAUCAGGGACUCUUAUAAGGUGGACCAAAGGCUUCAGCAUAGAAGAUACAGUUGGUGAAGACGUGGUGGCCGAAUUGACCAAGGCCAUGAAAAGAAAGGGUGUAGAUAUGCGUGUGACAGCUUUGGUCAAUGAUACAGUUGGAACCUUAGCUGGAGGUAGGUAUACUAAAGGAAAUGUAAUUGCUGCUGUCAUAUUGGGUACUGGAACAAAUGCAGCUUAUGUAGAACGUGCUAGUGCAAUUCCUAAGUGGCAUGGUCCUUUGCCCAGAUCAGGGGAGAUGGUUAUUAACAUGGAGUGGGGCAAUUUCCGUUCAUCGCACUUGCCCUUGACAGAAUAUGAUAUUGCGCUAGAUGAAGAAAGUUUGAAUCCUGGUGAACAGAUCUAUGAGAAAAUGAUAUCUGGAAUGUACUUGGGGGAGAUGGUGCGUAGAGUCUUGUGUAAGAUGGCAGAAGAAGCCAGUUUCUUUGGUGAUACAGUCCCACCAAAACUGAAAACUCCAUUCAUCUUAAGGACACCAGACAUGUCUGCCAUGCACCAUGACACAUCACCUGAUCUCAAAGUUGUUGCUAGCAAACUGAAGGAUGUCUUAGGGAUACCAAAUACAUCAUUGAAAGUGAGAAAGGUUAUAGUUGACAUAUGUGACAUUAUCGCUUCUCGUGGGGCCUGCCUUUCUGCAGCCGGGAUCUUGGGCAUUAUUAAGAAACUAGGGAAAGACGCAUUGAAGCAAGGUGAGAAUCAGAAGUCUGUGAUUGCAUUAGAUGGAGGGUUGUUUGAACACUACGCCAAGUUCCGAGAGUGCAUGGAGGACUCUUUGAAGGAAUUACUAGGUGAUGAAAUCGCUGACACCAUCGUAGUCGAGCACUCAAAUGAUGGAUCAGGCAUCGGGGCUGCUCUCCUAGCAGCAUCGCAUUCUCAGUAUCUUGAGGAAGAAGAAUCUUGAAGGGGCAGUUUUAGGUAUGAAAAAAAGCCACAAAAGAUCUUAAUAUCCUCAAUUUUGUAUAACUUUUGCUUCAUAAUACUUUUCUUGAGCUCUUAGAUCCUCAAGAGAUCUUGCCAAAAGAAUUUUUUUAGACUUUGCUGCCCCUGUGAAGAAUAAAUCUGGCAAAACGGGGCUCAGCUAGCUACAUGGGAAAAUGGCAUGGAGCUCUGCUGUUCCGCCCGUUUUUAAAAACGGGUUGUAUAUUCCAAAUCAGGUUAGAUGUUCGAGAAUAUAUUGGCCGGAAAAAUUUCAUCCUUGGCUAUGGUGCAAUGAGGGAGGGGAUUAGAUCUGUGUCAAUUUUCUCUGUAGCUGUAAUUUGGCAGGAAACUGCUCUUGCUUCCCUAUUGAUAUUUGCUGGGCUUUUCUAGUCAGCUUUGAUCUACUUUAUUGUGUCUUGGAAAAUUAGGUGGAAUAAAAGAAAGAAGUUAAUCUUUGUUGUUUGA
Messenger RNA from Beta vulgaris subsp. vulgaris (sugar beet), 2413 nucleotides. RefSeq names its product hexokinase-1. Gene Ontology annotation, biological process: intracellular glucose homeostasis; glucose 6-phosphate metabolic process; glycolytic process. Gene Ontology annotation, molecular function: mannokinase activity; D-glucose binding; glucokinase activity. The coding region runs from base 435 to 1931 and encodes 498 amino acids. Gene Ontology annotation, cellular component: mitochondrion; cytosol. NCBI's taxonomy places the organism in Eukaryota, Viridiplantae, Streptophyta, Magnoliopsida, Caryophyllales, Amaranthaceae. The record is from RefSeq and is a predicted model, not a curated record. The transcript is spliced from 9 exons.